AUGAAGUUCACCAACCUUGCUCUCGCCGGCGCUGCGCUGGGUGUUGUCAAUGCCGGCCCUGUUUCCAAGCGUGCCAUCACUGACGCCGACAUUCUCAACUAUGCUCUCACCCUUGAGCACCUCGAGGCUGCUUUCUACGAACAGGGUCUCAAGAACUACACCCAGGCCGACUUUGUCAAGGCUGGCAUGAAGGAUCCCUUCUACGCCAACUUGAAGGAGGUCGCUUCUGAUGAGGUCGAGCAUGAGACUUUCUUGACUUCUGCUCUGAAGGCUGCCGGUGCCUCUCCUGUUGCCCGCUGCACCUACAACUUCCCAUCCACCGAUGUGAACAGCUUCUUGGCUCUCGCCAGUGUGCUCGAGGGUGUCGGAGUCAGCGCUUACCUCGGUGCUGCCGCGCACAUCAUGAACGAUACUUACCUCACUGCGGCCGGCAGCAUCCUCACCACUGAGGCCCGCCACAGCGCCUACCUGCGCGCCGCCCUCGGCGAGGUUCCUUUCGCUCAGGCAUUUGACAACCCCCUCGACUUCAACGAGGUGUACACUGUCGCCUCCCCCUUCAUCGCUUCGUGCCCCUCCAGCAACGGCAUGCUCCCCGUGAAGGCCUUCCCCUCGCUCACCAUGGAGUCCAUGGAUGCCGUCAUGACCGGUGCCAAGGUCCCCGUCACCGCAGGCAAGGGCUUCGACACCAAGGCGACCGACAUCAGCGCCGCCUUCAUCACCGUCACCGGACCCGUCUGGGCCCCCAUUGAGUCCAUGGGUGAUGGCAAGUUCACCGUGACUGUGCCCAAGGGUGUUGCCGGUCAGAGCUACUUCGUCCUGACCAAGGGCAACACACAGGCGACUGAUGACAACAUUGUCGCCGGUCCGGCCAUCGUCGAGGUUGGCAAGAAGGGCACUAUGGGUACCCCCAGCGGUAUGGCCGCCAUGGGUAUGGGUGGCAAGCACAGCAGCAUGACUAUGCCCACUCCUUCAUCGUCCAUGUCCGGUGCUUGGACCAGCUCCUCUGCCACUGCCUCUCCUUCUGCUUCUCCCAUGUACACUGGCGCUGCUCAAAAGAUGUCCGGUAGCAUUGUCGGUGUUGCUGGUGCUGGACUGGCGGUCGCUGUGGCGCUCCUCUAA
Messenger RNA from Penicillium brevicompactum, 1119 nucleotides. Its product is annotated as ferritin-like domain-containing protein. The record is from RefSeq and is a predicted model, not a curated record. Lineage: Eukaryota; Fungi; Ascomycota; Eurotiomycetes; Eurotiales; Aspergillaceae. The transcript has 5 exons. The coding region runs from base 1 to 1119 and encodes 372 amino acids.